GUAGGUGUUUUUAUUUUGCAUUAUCCACACUCUUUAUCUCUCUCAACAAUAUUGAUCCAUUUAUUAUCUGAAUAAAACAUAAAAAUAAAAAUGGCAUCACUCACCUCACUUCUGCUUCCACUCGGCGGCUCUUCUUUUGCUGGGAAUUUAACCAACAAUCAUCAAAUAACUAGAGUGAAAACAAGAAGAGUGGCAACACGAUAUAUGACUUUAAGAAUCAGAAUGAAAGCUUCACAACAUAUUGGUGACGAGGAUGAAUUGACGUUAAUUAAGCGAAGGGAUGUGUUUGGAUUAACUUUGAGUUUUUCGAGCCUCUUAAUUCACUCGUUAAAUGCGGAGGCAGCUGGCUUGCCACCUCAGGAGGUACCAAGACUAUGUGACGAUUCUUGCGAGAAAGAGCUUGAAAAUGUACCUAUGGUGACCACAGAAUCUGGUCUACAAUAUAAGGAUAUAAAAGUGGGAUCUGGCCCUACACCUCCUAUUGGUUAUCAGGUAGCUGCAAAUUAUGUAGCAAUGGUUCCAUCAGGACAAGUAUUUGAUAGCUCAUUGGAAAAGCGUCAAGUUUACAUUUUUCGUGUCGGAUCAGGUCAGGUUGUGAAAGGACUAGAUGAAGGGAUUUUAAGCAUGAAAGUUGGAGGAAAGCGCCGGUUAUAUGUUCCAGGAUCUCUGGCAUUUCCAAAAGGUCUAACUUCAGCUCCAGGACGACCAAGAGUGGCUCCAAAUAGUCCUAUCAUUUUUGAUGUGAGUUUGGAGUACAUACCAGGACUUGAUGAUGAAGAAGAGUAGAUAACUGUGGUAUAUCAACUACAAGUUUAUAGCUCAAAGUCUAUGAGAAUACUUCCUCAUUCCGCAAAGGAAGUAGUCAUUUUUUAGAAUAUUUUUUUUCUAGAAUGGUGACAAAUUUGACAUUCCUAAAUCACCCUGUGUUUAUUGAAGGUAUGAUAAAGUCAUUUUGUUAAAUUGUAUUUAACCAAUCUUGAAAGUAUAAAUUAUACUUUUUUGAA
This is a messenger RNA of Erigeron canadensis, 1004 nucleotides long. RefSeq names its product peptidyl-prolyl cis-trans isomerase FKBP16-3, chloroplastic. The transcript has 7 exons. Bases 91 to 786 code for a protein of 231 amino acids. Gene Ontology annotation, molecular function: peptidyl-prolyl cis-trans isomerase activity. The record is from RefSeq and is a predicted model, not a curated record. Lineage: Eukaryota; Viridiplantae; Streptophyta; Magnoliopsida; Asterales; Asteraceae.